AUGCGUUUUUUUGUGAUUUUUGCUGCCUGUUUGGCUGUCGCUUCCGCUGAUAUCGGAUUGAAGCUUCGCCAAGCCGCAGCGGCUGGUGCUGCGAGCAGUUAUGACGUUGGACAACAGUCCAUAUCGGUGGACUAUGCGCCCGCAGUGUUCGAAGACACCGUCGUUGGUGGUGCCGAUUUAGGCGGAGCACGGUCUGCUGGAUUCAGUGCUGCCGGUGCUUCUGCCGGGGCUUCUGCCGGGGCUUCUGCCGGAGCUUCUGCCGGUGCUGGCAGUGCCGACUACGAUGCCGGUUACCAGGCGGGACUACGUGCCGCGGGUGCCUCUGCGAAUGGUAACGCCGAAGCCGGUGCCGGUGCAGUCGAUGCUCGCUUCGGUGGCGCCGGUGCGUUCUCUGGUGCUUCGGCUAGCAGCAACAGUUUCGCCGGUGGUUUCGCCAGCGGUUCUGCCGGUGGUUUCGCCAGCGGUUCUGCCGCUGGUUCGUCCGCUGGUGCUUCCGCCUCGGCCGCUGCCCAGACCCAGGUCCGCUAUGCUGCACCAGUAAUCUACAAGAACUUCUACUACCACGUGGCACCCGAGGAGCCGAAGGCGGCCGCCGGAGCCAACACGCUGACCAUCACGCCCCGCAAACACUACAAGAUCAUCUUCAUCAAGGCCCCGUCUGCCAGCGCUGAAGCCGGUGCAUCAGCCCAGGCUGCCAGCAAAACCGAGGAGAAGACGAUCGUCUACGUGCUCGUCAACAAGCCUGCCCAGGCGAAGGCCGGUUCGGUUGCGGACGCCAGCUCGUUCUCUUCCGGCAAGCCGGAGGUGUACUUCGUCAAGUACCAGGGCAAGGACGCGCAAGCCGCUGCCGGCGCUGAUGCCAGUGCCUUCAGUGGUGCCUCCGCCGAUGCAUUCAGCGGUGCUACCGCUGGUGCCAACGCUUUCAGUUCCGCUGCUGGUGGUGCCGGAUUCGGCGCCAACUUUGACGGUUCCGCCGGUUCGUUUGCAGGUGCGUCCAGCGCUGCCAGUGCGGGUGCGUCCGGCAAUGACUACGAUUUCAACGCGCGUUCCGGCAGCGAGUCGGCCGCAUCUGCGGGCAGUGCUGCAGGUUUCAAUGCUGCAUCUGCCGGUGCGGGUGCCGCGUCCUCGUACGACGGGCUCGCUCUUGGUGCUGAUGCAGGCGCUGGCGCUGUUAACACUGUUGUCUACUAA
Molecule: messenger RNA, 1191 nt
Organism: Anopheles marshallii
Lineage: Eukaryota; Metazoa; Arthropoda; Insecta; Diptera; Culicidae
Product: glycine-rich protein 1-like
Exons: 2
Coding region: 1-1191 (396 amino acids)
Source: RefSeq, a predicted model, not a curated record